This is a messenger RNA of Leptosia nina, 423 nucleotides long. The record is from the annotation of a GenBank genome assembly. NCBI's taxonomy places the organism in Eukaryota, Metazoa, Arthropoda, Insecta, Lepidoptera, Pieridae.
AUGAUUCAGACUCUGAAAGACGCUCCAGUUGAUACUUCUACCGUAGACGAGAACACUCCUUGGUUUCGAAAGAUUAACCUUGGUGAAAACAAGUAUAAAAAUACAUUAGGAGCUGUGGCCUUAUUAGUAGGUACUGGAUCCUUAGGAAUGAUUUGGAUGUAUACAUUGCGUUCUGUAAGAUUUUUAAUUCUCAAUAAAGGAGGUAGACACCUCACCUUUGUAACAUACACUCCCUUUGGUAAAAACCGAAUUAUGAAAGUGCCAAUUGAAAAUGUCUGCUGCAAGGAAGAUAGAAAGUUAGCCAAAGUACAAUUACCUUUGAAGGUGAAAAAUACAGCUAUGCAUUACAUGGUAGACAUGAGAGGUGAAUUUAAGAAUCCUCUGCUUUUUGAUUCAACUGCUGGUCUAUCAAGAAAGUGGUAA